Molecule: messenger RNA, 1299 nt
Organism: Poecilia reticulata (guppy)
Lineage: Eukaryota; Metazoa; Chordata; Actinopteri; Cyprinodontiformes; Poeciliidae
Gene: dctd
Product: dCMP deaminase
Cellular component (GO): cytoplasm
Molecular function (GO): zinc ion binding; dCMP deaminase activity
Source: RefSeq, a predicted model, not a curated record
UAACACAAGACCCAUUCUUUAAGUAUCAGCAGUGAAGUCAGUCUGGUCUGCAAUACCAUAUUUUUCAUCACAUGUACAAAUCAGAGUUUUUUUAGUGAAAGGACAGAAGUUGUUGCUUCACCUGUCAGAUUACGCAUCGGGCUCUUUAACCCACGUGCAACUAUGGAAGAAAACAAGUUGCCGGACCUGUUGAAUGGUGGCGCGACCCGGAAAAGGGAUGAUUACCUGGAGUGGCCAGAGUAUUUCAUGGCUGUGGCCUUUCUGUCAGCACAAAGGAGCAAAGACCCAAACUCACAGGUGGGUGCAUGCAUAGUGAAUCAGGAGAAUAAGAUUGUUGGCAUUGGUUACAACGGCAUGCCCAAUGGUUGUGAUGACGACCUGUUGCCCUGGUCGCGUUCUGCUGAUGACCGCCUCAACACCAAAUACCCUUAUGUGUGCCAUGCAGAGCUGAACGCCAUCAUGAACAAGAACAGCGCUGAUGUGAAGGGAUGCACAAUGUAUGUGGCUUUGUUCCCAUGCAAUGAGUGUGCUAAACUCAUCAUCCAAGCAGGACUUAAAGAAGUUGUGUAUCUUUCGGACAAAUACCAUGAUACACCUGAGAUGGUUGCUUCCAGAAGGCUGCUCAGCAUGGCUGGAGUACAGUUCAGGCAGUUCAAGCCCAAGAGGUCUGAGAUUGUUAUUGAUUUUAAUUCCAUUAACCACCGGGGAAACGCUGGACUCUGCCACCAGCGAGGGGAGCAGCUGAGCCAAGCAGACGGAGAAAGACCGGAUUCUGCCGCCGUUUCCAUGAACUCCUGAACACGCUGGUGUUCAGCAGGGAAGUAGUUUAAUCCUCACAGUUUGGAAAAUGGAAUUCAGCAUUUUAUUUAGCGUGAGCAUUGUGUUUGAUUUUUUAUUUUUUUCGUGUACAUUUGAAGCUUCACUGUAGCUUUAUAUUUUUAUUGGUUGUAAAUACUCUUAGUGCUGGAUAUCAUUGCUACUGUGCAUCACUCUGGAUUGUUACGGAUGUGGAAAUCCCCCUGUGGUUUUUACCACCAUUUUAUUACAGUUUGCUUACAUUUUAGACCCGACAUGCUAAGAAGAGGCUUGUUUAAAAACACACACACACACACAAAACUAUGUGAGCUAAUGACUUUCUUUUGUUACGCUGACAGUCAUUGACAGCUAAUCGGAUGCACACCAUUGAAUUAGUAUUCUUAUUAAUGAGGAGGGAAGGCAGAUGUUUACACCGUCCCUCCUUCUACUGUGGCAGCCAUCUGUGCCUCCCAGUGCAAUAAAAGUGAGAUGACAAAAGCUUAA